AUGGGCCAUCAGGCUCAUUCUACUGAUGUGUGUGCCUCCCGGGAAGAGGCCGUUGUGCUUGGGUUGAUUGAACGUGCAAUUGCUGCUGCCCUUGCUCAAAUUAGGGCUGAGCUGAGAGAGGACAUAGAGUCAAUAGAGGAUCACAUGUUUUCUUGGGACUCCCUUACGGUGAGGGUAGAGGCUUGUAAGCAGGGUCGGGUUGAUUCUUCUGUUAUGACGACCUUGAAGGUCAAUUGUUUUGGGCUGAAGAAGGAUUUAGAUGGGCUGAAGUCCACUGAUUUGUCGAUGCUAUUCGGCAUAGUUGAGAUCCCCGACAUUCCGAGCACUGAUGUUCCAGCCAGUUCAGAGGUUCCUCCAGCUACCAGUACUAGAGAUGUUGUUAUGGAUUAG
This is a messenger RNA of Solanum verrucosum, 390 nucleotides long. RefSeq lists its product as uncharacterized. The record is from RefSeq and is a predicted model, not a curated record. The transcript has a single exon. Lineage: Eukaryota; Viridiplantae; Streptophyta; Magnoliopsida; Solanales; Solanaceae. The coding region runs from base 1 to 390 and encodes 129 amino acids.